UGAGUUAUCACUCGAAGUGUGUAGUCUUCACUUUCAUUCUUUGGUCAAGUUUUCAAAACAAAUCUUUGAAUGUGUUUGUCAUAGUCCAAUAUCUUUGCAGUGCGAGUUUGACAGUAGAGAUCGCGGCAUGCGGGGAAGGAAAUUCAAGUGACGGAUUACUAGAUACAUUAGUUCGAAGUGUGUUAAUGUUUGUGCGGUAAGAAAAAUGUUUCAGGGAAAGUAACUGCAUAGUUUGUAUAAUCGGUUUACUUCCCGUGGCGUGCAUUUUGGAAUGAGUCCUGUUUUACAGCAUUGCAGAUUAGUAAUGAUAGUCAAAAAGCGAUUAAGAACCUUGAAGGAGGACCGUCCGAUACUUUAUCUGCAGUGCAGUUGAAAGUAAAAUGAGAAUUAAUGUGCGUGCAACACUUUCGUGCCUCAGAAGUUCCUAAAAUUAUAAUUUUUAUAUAGAUUUAAUUCAUAAAAUCUGCGAAUCGUAUGAAACAAAAUUUAAGAGCGCUGUUUACCACAUCGCAGAACUGGAUUGCCGUUACGACAGCCUUUUUCCAGAAUUGUACAGGUCUUUGGAAGUAUGAAUUAAAAAGAAAAGUCAUAGCAAUAAUAUUACCGGUGUUAAAUCGCCGCAUACGUGCCUUUCCUUUCAGUGUAACGUUGACUGAUAUAAAACCUGCGGGGUGACAGAUACCAGCUUUGAGAGGUUUAUGAUCUGAAUCAAAAUAAAUCGAGCACACAUCUUGUAGCUCGACAUAAUGGAAUCGAGGCUAUUGGAAAGUCACGGUAGCCGGAACGGACAGAAUGAAACUGACAGUGACGAAGGGAAUUCAAAUAAAAAUAGCUCUUCAGAAGAAUCUUUGAACCUGAAACUGAAGGAAAUUCCCCUAGUCCACCAAAGCAGAAGGAAACCUAACAGUCCUGAAACAAACUGUGGUGAAGAAUGUCUCAAAUGGACUGUCGGGGGUCCAAAAAAUGCAGUACUCCAGUUUCGCUGCUGUGCAUUGUCAAACCCGCCCGUUGAUCCACCGGCAAAUGAGCUACAUAUGACUUAUAAAACUGUACAAGCCGAGACAAAACUGCUUGCAGCUAUACUGAAUGCUCACGGAAUGCGGGAGGUUCACAACAGUAUUCCAGAUUUCAAUUUAUUAUGGACAGGUGUGCAUCCAAAACCACAUGUUCUGAAAGAUUUGACAGCGUAUCAACGAGUUAAUCAUUUUCCAAGGUCUUUUGAACUGACACGUAAGGAUCGGUUGUGCAAGAAUGUAGAGAAGAUGCAGAUGCUGAAGGGGGCAAAACAUUUUGAUUUUAUCCCACAGACCUUUGUGAUGCCAGCAGAAUAUCGCGAGUUAUGUUCAAGUCACCACCGAAACAAAGGUCCAUGGAUAGUAAAGCCAGUUGCCUCAUCACGUGGCCGUGGUAUCUACAUUGUUAAUAGUCCAGAACAGGUGCCUUUAGAAGAAACAGUAGUUGUUGCAAAAUACAUUGACAAUCCUUUGCUGGUUGAUGGACACAAAUGUGAUUUGCGACUCUACGUUGUUGUAACAUCGUAUGAUCCCUUACUUGUCUAUUUAUAUGAAGAGGGUCUGGUACGCUUUGCUACUGUGAAAUAUGACUCAGGUGGCAAACACCUAUGGAAUCCAUGCAUGCACCUCUGCAACUACAGUAUCAACAAAUAUCACUCUGAUUAUGUUAAGAGUGAUGACCCUGAGGCUGAGGACGUCGGUCACAAGUGGACACUGUCAGCUUUACUGAGGCAUUUACGUGCUGCAGGAACUGACACUGCACUCUUGAUGUCAAGAAUUGAAGAAGUCAUUGUAAAGUCUAUUUUAGCUUCAGCACCACCAAUUGUAGCAGCUUGCCGGAUGUUUGUCCCACAUACACACAACUGUUUUGAACUGUAUGGUUUUGACAUCCUGGUGGACUCAGAACUAAAACCAUGGCUGUUAGAAGUUAACCUAUCCCCAUCACUGGGCUGCGACUCUCCAUUAGAUGUCAGAGUGAAGUCUGCAAUGUUGGUGGACCUUCUAACUCUAGUGGGACUACCAGCAAUUGAUCCAAUGCUGCGGCGUAUAAAUGAACCUCAUCAUCACAGUAACCCUGCUGAUAGUACCAAGAAGCUUAAUUGUAGGCGGGUGCAUUCAGCAGAUACACUUACAGUAACAGCAACAGGGUCAAGGAGAGCAAACAGUUCGUCAGCACGUUUAACUUACAGCUCACUUUCACUCAGCCCAGAAGAAUCUAGAAUUGUUCGUUGUGCACGCAUGGAAUACGAGCGCCGUGGUGGAUUUGUGCGAAUCUUUCCUUCAGUUGAGAGCUGGAAUCGUUACAGUGCAUUUCUUGAUCCUGUGACUGGUAUAACUUGCCACAGUGGCACUACUUCAAUGGGGCACCCUUGCUCAACAACUGGAUUAAUUCAGCACAACUAUAACUUGACAUUGCAUCAGCAGUUAUUUCCUGGGGAGAUUAAGAAAGUUCAGCAACAACCACGUUCAGUACCAAAACUUCCUGAGCGAUUGGCACGUUAUGAACGAGCACUAGCUCAAGGACAUUGUACAGUUCUUGAAGAGAAGAAUCAGUCAUCACAGAAGACUGAGGAAGGAACUAACAAACUGAAUCCAAACAGAUACGAUGUUAAUUCAUUGCGCCAAGAAAUCCUGCACUGCUUUGAGAAAGGCAACAGGCUCAGCCAGAAUCAAGCACGCAGGAUCUUCUGCCAGUACUUGCAAUGUAUAUUACGUCGCCUUGCCAACAAAGAAGGUUUUGAUACAGAUGAUGAUAACAACAGUGAGCUUAUAUUGCGAUUCUUACAAAGGGCUUCAAGUAAUCUGCGUACACCAUAUUUUGUUCAGCCUCCAAACAGAAAACUAUCUGGCAAAGACAGAGUAGCUGUAGUUGCAAAACAGUUAUCAGACUUCAUUUAUCUGUAUAGCCGUGAAACUGAGCUCUACACAGAAGCAACAGACCGUCCACACUGUAUACCGUCAGAAUUAUGCACCAGGUUUCUCAUUUUUGCAAGUGAGUCUGAUUUGGAGGAAGUCCUGUCAGCUCAUUCGCGUGUGUUUAAAUGUGUGCACACGUACCUAGGACGUUGUGGACCAGCCCCAACAACUCGUCACCCAUUGGGUUUGCUGCGUUCAUAUCCACAUGCACCUGGAGGUACAUCUUGUGAGACUCGUCGUGCCUCUCUUUCAAAACAACCUGCUGCUAAAAGGGCAUCUGCUACUAAAGUCUCUAGAGCACUGUGAUACAUUGUGGUAUAUGAUUUUUACGUAUCCGUUCCAUGUAUGUGACAAGCUAGUCAUGUAAAGUAUUGCCUUGACGUUGUUAGUUGAUUUUGACGUGGGUUAGGAAAAGUAUUUCUUGAAAUGAUAACUUUGAUAAUGGUAGUGCUACUGUUGUAUUUUAAUUGUUUUUAUUUAUUUUGUUGUUGGAGACAGUGAUUAAAAGAAGUAUUUUAGACGGCCUUCCUGUUUUUAUGGCUGCCUGAAAUAGCAGCCGUUAAAAAAAGUCUGUGAUCUUUGUAUAAGUUAAAUCCUCAUUUUUGCAACAGUAUGUGGCAUUUUUUAUAAAAGAAUUCCAUGUGAGUGAUGGGUCAUGGUGCAAUCACAAUUAUUUUUUUGAUAUUUGUUUUUAUAUAUUUACUCACAGGGUACUUUCUAGAGUUGUGAACAGUGUCAAAGGCUGCAGUGGCAUAAUUUCAGUAUUUUGUUAUUUAUUUAGCUAGAUAGUGUUAGUCAGUGCAGCCUUUCCAUCUUUCUAAUUAUUUAUGUUAUUUAUUAUGUCAUUCAACUACUAAUACCUUCUUGUAUAAUAUCUUAUUAUUGUUCAUUAAGAGAUUGGACAAAUGUAUUGUUUUGAAGGACUGCUUUUUGGUGCUUUAUUGGGGGCAACGAAAGGAAAGAAACACUGCCAGAGCAAUUGUUCAUUGUGAUUGUGCUUACAAUUUAAUUUUCUGUAUGCAGUGGUGAAUUGUGACAUAAACAAAACAAAUUGUGUUGAAGGCUGAUGCAAUGAUUUUAUCUUGUACAAUAAUGACAAAUCAAGCAAAGUUAUUUUGAAUAAAUUUCAGUUGCUCAAUUGCUUUUUAACAAUAGUCACCAGUAGAGCAAUAGUGCACAUGCAGCAACUCCCAACAAUUUUUCAUCCAUAAAGUACAAUUAAAUAAGCAAGUUACCAGUAGUGCCAUAGAAACUGUACGUUGAGGGGUGCUAUGAUAAAUAAUUAUUAUUAAGUUCUCAUAAAUGAACAUUAUUUUUAAAAUAGAUUUUAUACACAGUUAAGACUCCCUUCCUCAUGGUAAUGGUUUAUAAUUACAUAUACCUAAACUUCAAGUAUUCUUGCACAGGAAUUUCGUGUCAUUAAUGCAUAAAAAUAAUUUUGUUGAUGUUUGUGCCAUGUGAAAUGCAAGUUUCCAGAAUUUUUAUAAUACAUUAACAUUGUUUUGCUGAAUGGACAAAAAAUCUGGAGGAAAAACUAUAAAUGGCACAAACUAAAUCAUCUGAAUAUUAGUUUACAGAUAACACAGAAACAUAAUUUGGCUUUUAACUAGGACAAGAUACAAACUUCUUUCUGAAUGAGUAAGGUUUGUGAGCAGUCAUGAUGGCUCAGAAAUUUAUAUUGUAAAGCUUACUUGGAAACUGUUCACAAAAAUUAAAGCUAGAAGUUAAAUUUGAUAGAAAUCAUCAUCAUAAAUUACUUUAAGGUUCACUAUCUUGUUGGCAUCAGUUUGAGAAAUACUACAAAAAUGUAGUUGCACCACCAGAGAUUUUCCCCAGUCCCCUCCCCGCCUCCCGUAAAGGAACUUAAGAAGGGAAAUUUGUGAGAUGUUCCCGGACAGUGUGGGGAGAAGAAUGAGUCAGAGGCAAAUGUGAACUUUGUGUGUUGGGGUAACAGAUUACUUGCACUGCAUCAUAUGUUAUUGAAUGAGAAAAUUCAUUUAAUUUUUUGUUCAGUGUAUGAGUAAAAUAUAUAAAACUUAAAUGACAUAUAAAUUUUCAUUUUUGGUAAGGCAGUGGUUAUUCUCAACUUACAAUUACUGUCAUCAGUUUCAUCUACCCUUCUUAGGUCAAUGACUCUUGGCUGCUCAAUAACUCUUGGCUUCAUUGAGUCACAAAAUAAAGCAGAUAUCCAUGUAAUGAUACUGCACCGGUCUUUAUUUGAGAGCAAUGUUUUAUUUAAAUUAUUUGAGUAUUAGUCUUUAAUAAUUUUGUUUUCUCUGCCUACUCAAUGUGCAAACUGUGUAAAAUGAGAAAUACUGAAACAAAAGGAGAACAGCUGAUACUAUGCUGACUUCCUUACUAUGAGGAAUACAAAAUACUUGUCAGUGAACUUCGUCAAUAGUAGCAUCAAUGAGAAAUGUAAACAGUUCUUCUAAGCAGUUGAGCUGCCUCUCUUGGAAGUAAUGCUAUAUGGGAAAAGCAGUCAUUAAAUGUACUUGGGCAGGAGUACUUAAUUACUGGUAUAAUUACUUUUCUUUUGGCUUUUAGUUAUAAAUAUGCGUGCAGCUUUUUUAAUGAAAUAGUAACAACAUAUGGCUCAUCUGUCCCCUAACCCCUUCUCUCUCUCUCUCUCUCUCUCUCUCUCUCUCUCUCUCUCUCUCUCUCUCUCUCUCUCUCUCUCUGAGACAUUACUUACCCACGCAAUUAAUGCACAAAAAAUGUCAGUCUUUCAGAAUUAAUGUUUAAAAGCUUUUAAAGCAAUAAUCACACUAGCUUUUAGCUCAGAAGUUAAAGCUACAUUUUUCACUAUGUGGAGAAUUCCAUUGUAUAAUCUUACAGAAGAGACUGUUCUGGUCAUUAAGGUGCUCUUUAUUAUUAUUUUAUUAUUACUGAAUAGCAGUGGUAUUAGAUUAAGUGGUUGCUCAUAUGGUGACAAUUGUGGUCAAUCAAUCUAUCAUAAAUACUUAACAUUUAAAUGCUGAACUUUAAUAAUUAACAAUAUUCACAUUCAAAUAAGGAUGAAGUGGACAGGAAACUAGAAAAGUGGCUUAGUUAUUUUGAAAGCUGGAUAUAUAUGGAUACAAACUAUCUUGUCUCAGUUGGGCUGAUUUCUCAUUCCAUAUUAAAUUAUCACCUCUUUUCCUUUCAUUUUGUUUGUCGUUGAUUUAUGACAAAGAUUUCUUCCUCUAAAAAAUAGAAUUAGCUAACAAAGUCAUAAUUUUCACUGUAAACAGAAAGGCCUUUGAAUGAGAAAUUUUAUUAUCUUUCAUAGAUGUGUAAGAUUUAGUAAUGAUGCCAAAGUAAUUUGUAUGUUUUACAUGUUCAGUUUUGUACAUCUUGCAUUUAGGAAUACUUCCAUGGUAUGAUACUUACAACAUGGUAUGUUUAGUAACACUGGUGUCACUUAUUAUUAAUGGUUUGUGAAAGUAUCCAGUGGUUUUUCACUCAGUGAAGCACAAAUUUCUACAGUUAAUAGAAUCACAGUAUAUGUAGCAAAUGAACUGUAGUAAAAGCUGUAACACUGUUUCCAGUUAUGUGAAAAACAUUCCUUACAUGAAGUGCUGAGUUUGUGUACUUAACUUUUAUCAGAAAUAUCUGAAGUACUUGUGAUAUUUUAACAGUGAAAAUGACAUAUGCCAUUCUUUAAGCUGGUGUUUUUUACAGAUGUAGUCACUGAACUAAAAAUUUUUGGAAGAUUUUUUAUGAAGUGCAUUAAAAUAUUGUACGUCACAUUGUAAUUGGGCAAGUGCCCUGUAACCUGUCUUAUGGAUGCUGGAGGAAAUUGUCAUAAUGUACAUGAAUUUGAAAUUGUGUAUUUUUGUGGGCACAGCUUUGUAGACUUAAAUGUGCUCAUUUGGCAUAGAUUUACGCUGUUCGCUGCUUAAAGAUGUAAGUCAGUCUUCACUCGUGGCAGCUAUUUUUCUCAACUUUGUAUUCAAUGCAAAUAUAUUCACUUGAUAU
Messenger RNA from Schistocerca serialis cubense, 6890 nucleotides. It is a transcript of the gene TTLL5, whose product is annotated as tubulin polyglutamylase TTLL5. Gene Ontology annotation, cellular component: cilium. Gene Ontology annotation, biological process: microtubule cytoskeleton organization; protein polyglutamylation. The transcript is spliced from 14 exons. Gene Ontology annotation, molecular function: tubulin-glutamic acid ligase activity; tubulin binding. NCBI's taxonomy places the organism in Eukaryota, Metazoa, Arthropoda, Insecta, Orthoptera, Acrididae. The coding region runs from base 747 to 3236 and encodes 829 amino acids. The record is from RefSeq and is a predicted model, not a curated record.